CAACAAGAGAACAAAGAAUUUGAAAACAAAAAAGUAGAAAAAGACAGCAAAAAUGAACAAGAAAAAGAAGUCUCCCUUAAAGAAGAGAAUUCACAUUCAAGUACUAACUUGGAAGUGCCUGUGAAAGGACUUAGUAACUUGGGGAAUACAUGUUUCUUUAAUGCAGUGAUGCAGAAUUUAUCACAGACUCCGGUCCUGAGAGAGCUGCUUAAAGAAGCUAAAAUGCCUGAUGCAACAGUUAAAAUAGAGUCACCCGAGUUAUCUAUGGAACCUCAGCUGAUAAAACUAGAUCAGCCAGGUCCUUUGACAUUAGCCAUGUAUCAGUUCCUGACAGAAGUGCAAGAGACAAAUAAAGGGGUAGUCACUCCUAAGGAACUUUUUGCUCAGGUUUGUAAAAAAGCAAUACGAUUUAAAGGUUAUCAGCAGCAGGACAGUCAUGAGUUGCUUCGUUGCUUACUUGAUGGAAUGAGAGCAGAAGAAAUCCAACAAGUGAGUGUUGGAAUACUGAAGGCAUUGACUGACUCUAACAAACAAAAUGAAGAAGAACUUAAAAAGAAAGUUAAAGAAUAUGAAAAGAAAAAGGGAAUACAAAGUUUUGUAGACCGAAUCUUUGGUGGAGAAUUAACCAGUAUGAUUAUGUGUGAGGAAUGCAGAACUGUAUCCUUGGUCCAUGAGCCUUUCCUUGAUUUGUCACUUCCUGUACUAGAUGAUCAGAAAGUAAAACUUACAAAUGAGAGAAAUGUUAAAAAAGCCAAAGAAUCUGAAGAUGAAGAAGACAAAAUCAAUGACUGUUAUCUUAAGCAGAGAGAUGAGCCCUCUGGUACAAGCAAGCACCUUCAGAAAAAAGUAAAGAAACAGGCCAAAAAACAAGCCAAGAGCCAGCGCCGCCAGCAAAAACUUCAAGGAAAGGUGCUUCACUUGACAGGUGUCUGUGCAACUGAACCAUCAGAAAAAGAUGUGGAGUAUAACCAAGAAUCAGAGGCAGAAAUUAACUCUGAAAGCCCUGAUGUGAAGCAACAAGAGGAGGAAUCGUCACAUGAUUGCAAAGAGCACUGCUUAGCUCAAAAAGAAUUGAGUGUACAGGGAAAUAGUACAGAAGUUCAGAGCAGGCAUGAAAAUACAGAAAAGCCAGAACAAGACUGUGUGGAAAAUGAAUGUCUCAUGGAUCUUCCUAUGGAAGGCUUAGAUCCUCCUACGGAGUUGGUCAAUGGCCUUGACAACCUAUCUUUGAAAGAUGAGGAUGAUGAAAAUGAAGAUGAGGAAGAGCUUGCUACUGACUUUUCAAAACUGCACCUAGGUAGCAAUGUUGAAUUUGAUACGAGUAUCUUAGACGACCUUCAGAAUCUUCCUGUCAAGACGUGUGAAGUAUCAACUGAGGAUCCAGAAACAGCAUUUUGUACUCUUGCAAAUAGAGAAGCUCUGAACCCAGAAGAAGGUUCAAUCUAUCACUGUUUAUAUCAGUUUACCCGUAAUGAAAAACUUACUGAGACCAAUAAACUCCUCUGUGAUGUAUGUACACAAAGACAUUGUGGACCAAAGAUGAACAUAAAAAGUGAAAAGAAGUAUGUUUAUACUAAUGCCACAAAGCAGAUGCUAAUCUCUCUUGUUCCACCAAUUUUAACUCUUCAUUUAAAGAGGUUUCACCAGGCUGGAUUUAAUCUACGGAAGGUUAGCAGGCACAUCAAGUUUCCAGAAGUGAUAGACUUGGCUCCUUUCUGUACAGCUAAAUGUAAAAACGUGGCUGAAGGGAAUACAAAAGUACUGUACUCUCUCUAUGGAGUUGUUGAACACAGUGGAACAAUGAGGUCUGGGCACUACACUGCUUAUGCUAAAAUGAGAAGUAUGAACAACCAUCUCUCUGAUCUUGUCCUUCGAGGACAACCUCCUCAAGCUUUAGAAACUGAACCAGUAAAAGGGCAGUGGUUCCACAUCAGUGAUACCCACGUACAAGCUGUGUCUGCAUCCAAAGUGCUGAGCUCCCAAGCCUAUCUCCUGUUCUAUGAGCGACUGCUGUAACUCCUGAGAAGCCUUCUUGUACGGGCCUGAAAGAAGGCAGAGACUUGCAAAUCGUGCUGUUGACAUGUUGGAGCCACUGCAUACAACUGCAGAAAUAUACUUUAUGCUUCUUAGAAACACUGACAAGUGGUUAACUUAAACUUUUUCCAG
Molecule: messenger RNA, 2166 nt
Organism: Merops nubicus (carmine bee-eater)
Lineage: Eukaryota; Metazoa; Chordata; Aves; Coraciiformes; Meropidae
Gene: USP16
Product: ubiquitin specific peptidase 16
Exons: 13
Biological process (GO): protein deubiquitination
Cellular component (GO): cytosol; nucleus
Molecular function (GO): cysteine-type deubiquitinase activity; cysteine-type endopeptidase activity
Source: RefSeq, a predicted model, not a curated record